UAUUUUGCGCAAAUUAUUAAGGAAGUUGCCUAUGAUUUAGAGGAAUCGAAAUACCAAAAUGCAGAAUUGCGUCUUUCCAUUUACGGUAAAUCGCCGGAUGAGUGGAAAAAAUUAGCCAAAUGGGCCAUCGAUUACAACGUGCAUUCGACAAAUGUACGCUGGCUGAUACAGAUUCCACGUCUUUAUGAUAUAUUCAAAUCCAACAAUUUGAUGAAUUCAUUCCAAAAUAUCCUGGAUAAUAUUUUUCUGCCUCUAUUCGAGGCUACCAGCCGUCCUAAUGAGCAUCCCGAAUUGCAUCGUUUUCUCAAGUAUGUCAUCGGCUUCGAUUCAGUGGACGAUGAAUCAAAACCAGAGAAUCCAAUUAUCGAUGUGGAUAUA
Messenger RNA from Rhagoletis zephyria (snowberry fruit fly), 378 nucleotides. Its product is annotated as AMP deaminase 2-like. Gene Ontology annotation, cellular component: cytosol. Gene Ontology annotation, biological process: IMP salvage; AMP metabolic process. The record is from RefSeq and is a predicted model, not a curated record. Gene Ontology annotation, molecular function: AMP deaminase activity. NCBI's taxonomy places the organism in Eukaryota, Metazoa, Arthropoda, Insecta, Diptera, Tephritidae.